UAUGGCGGUAUCGUACACAAACCCUGUUGAGUAAACUGUAAACCAUCAAGACCCCCGCUAUCAUAAGUCAUAACAGCACUUUUAAGCUCUCUGAGCUAAUUUCACAAACACCUGGUGUGCGUUUUGCUGAUCAUCCAUGAAAGGAAGCAAAACAGCUGUAUCUGUCGUUGAAAAAUGCAAGACUAUAUUGACAUCAAAUUGGCAAGGGAAUCUCAAUACCAUCAUGGCUGACGCUCAAGGAAGCAAAGGGGAGAUUUAUACGUCGAAAGUUAAUUACUUCAUUAAGAAAGGGAAGCCGUACUUAUGGGUACCCGAAGAGGACUUGCACAAUGUGAAUACUAUCAUCGACGAACGCGGAUCAUUUGCUGUGGCCACACCUUUUCCAGGCCCGCUUUUAAACAUACUCCGGUCAAUGAAAAAGUUACCACCUCGAGUUGCUCUAAUGGGAGACAUUGUUCCUCUUAAAGAUGAAAAGGUUCAGUUAGCUACAGAAUGCCUUAGAGAAACCAUAACUUCUGAACAGAAAGCAUUUAAGGAAUCUAGCUAUUCAGUUUCUGGUGUAUUAAGCACUGCCAAUCUGGAGUCCACUUCAAGAAGCCAAAAUCUUCAGGAUCUCCUUGAUAGCAAUAAAAGCUACACAGUAUAUAAGUUGGAUUUAAGCUCAUGUACUUACAUAGACAGCAACGGAAGUACCCAUGAAGUAGAUUUGGAGACAAUUAGAAAAACUAAAGCAGACGCUCUAUCACCUUUCUCUAUGAGUUUAAUCGAUGGAAUUAAUCAAAGUGAAGCAAGGAGGAGAGCACUGAUCUUUUUCUGCAUCACAUAUUUAAAUAAGAAUGUCAAGGACGCGUUAAUGCUCUCUGCCGAUAGGAAAGGCUUUGACGUUCUAGGCAAGACUCUUGGGCCAGUGAUGAAUGAUGGUUCCCGUCAGUACCUGUGGGAAGAACUCAGAUUUGAGCUCAAUGAAGAAGCAAAAGAUAUUGAAUCAUUCUGUCAACAGCUUGUCUCAAUGGAAGUGGAGGCCCUUAAAACUGUCUCCAAGUUCAGUGGUAUAUGAUGCGCAUAGCCAUAUUCAUACCAGUAGUGGCCUAUGAGAAUGAGACAUGAUGUCUGCAAAAUUGAGGUAAGACUGGAGAAUUAGAUUAAUUUUGCCAAAAUAGUUGUAUGCUUCUGUCUUUGUAUACUACAUUUAUGAUUGUGUUUUUUUGAAAAAAACUUCCGAUCCUUGAAAUUUCUAAUCAAUUCGUCCAAGCCAGUUUUCUUAGGUUCAGCUCUCACAGAUAUACACGGUCAUGGACCUUUGGAUAUAUGAUUUGGUGGAAUUGGCUUGGGUUGUGAAACUGGUGUACCAUAAAUUUUACAGUUUAAGAUUUUCUAUUCACUUCAUUGUGCUAAGUCUGCAAAUUUGUCUGGUGGCUGCAAUACUCCAGAGAGAUUUACAAGUAUAGGAAAGGAUUCAAAGUGAUGAUCAGUACACAAUAAAAGCUAUGAUCUUGUACCACUAUUUUUUUAAAGCCGGAUUUCAACACAAUAUCAUAUUCUCAUGCAUGAUUCGUAAA
Messenger RNA from Daucus carota subsp. sativus, 1559 nucleotides. RefSeq lists its product as uncharacterized. The record is from RefSeq and is a predicted model, not a curated record. Lineage: Eukaryota; Viridiplantae; Streptophyta; Magnoliopsida; Apiales; Apiaceae. The transcript is spliced from 9 exons. The coding region runs from base 137 to 1057 and encodes 306 amino acids.